Messenger RNA from Sclerotinia sclerotiorum 1980 UF-70, 258 nucleotides. RefSeq lists its product with no specific name. The transcript has 3 exons. The coding region runs from base 1 to 258 and encodes 85 amino acids. The record is from RefSeq and is a predicted model, not a curated record. Lineage: Eukaryota; Fungi; Ascomycota; Leotiomycetes; Helotiales; Sclerotiniaceae.
AUGGCCUCAAUGCUCGAUCCUUCACUCAAUACAACUCCUUUAGUAGAGUACGAUUAUCCUCCCGCCCCUGGAACCGCAGACCCAUUCAUGGGUACGGAUACCGAACCGUUUUACCUUAUCAAGCAUUUGAUAUAUCCCAUCGGCUUCCGAAAUCUCACAAGGCCUUUCGGCAUCGUUAUCCCAAAGAACUACUCUGGUACCGCCGAAGUUUUUGAAGGAAUCCACCCGCCCCAAAAGAAACUAUUUGAUCAUUUAUGA